Messenger RNA from Raphanus sativus (radish), 1875 nucleotides. Its product is annotated as AP2-like ethylene-responsive transcription factor TOE2. Gene Ontology annotation, biological process: regulation of DNA-templated transcription. Gene Ontology annotation, molecular function: DNA binding; DNA-binding transcription factor activity. Bases 328 to 1656 code for a protein of 442 amino acids. Lineage: Eukaryota; Viridiplantae; Streptophyta; Magnoliopsida; Brassicales; Brassicaceae. The record is from RefSeq and is a predicted model, not a curated record. The transcript is spliced from 10 exons.
UGUUGCCACUAACCACAAGCUUACGUCCCAUCAUUCCCUCGCCGACGAUAAAUCUCAUUCGGUCCGGCUAAGCUAUUCGUAUCACCAUGUCUCCUCCGUGAUAGAGUCUUUCCUCUUAUCUGUAAACCAAUCCUUAUAAUCGUGGCCGUUAAUUUCAGAAUCUAAUCGCAAUCUGUUGUCUCUAAUGUUCCUGUCCUAAUGCACUUUUCGAUCUCUCUUCAGUGUGAAAUCAAUUGGUCGGAUUAGUGAGUAACUCGCCAUGUCCUAAUCUUGUGAAAGACCAGAACUUUUUUUUUAUUUUCCGCUUUUAGUUGACUUUUGAGAUAAAUGAUGCUGGAUCUCAACCUCAACGACGUCGUGUCGGCUGAGUCUACUACUCAGAUGGAUGAAUCGGUGACGUCUAACUCUUCGGUGGUCAAUGCGGAGGCGGCGUCAAGCUGCAUCGACGGCGGCGAAGAGGAGCUCUGCUCCACCACACGCGCCGUCAAGUUUCAGUUUGAAAUAUUGAAAGGAGGAGGAGAAGAAGAAGAAGACGAAGAUAGAAUGACUAAGGAGUUCUUUCCUGUUGCGCAAAGCUCCGUUGAUAUCUCCUUCCAGAGAGGUGGAGGCGAUGAUGCUGCUGCGGCGAUGGUGGUGAUGCAGCCACCAUCACAGCCGGUGAAGAAAAGCAGGAGAGGACCUAGGUCUAAGAGUUCUCAGUAUAGAGGUGUUACUUUCUAUAGGAGGACUGGCAGAUGGGAGUCUCAUAUCUGGGAUUGUGGUAAACAAGUUUAUUUAGGUGGAUUUGACACUGCUCAUGCUGCCGCUAGGGCGUAUGAUCGAGCUGCUGUCAAGUUCAGGGGUCUGGAGGCUGACAUCAAUUUCAUUAUCAGCGAUUAUGAAGAGGAUCUCAAGCAGAUGGCGAAUCUUUCCAAGGAGGAGCUUGUGCAAGUACUUCGGCGACAGAGCUCUGGUUUCUCCAGGAGUAAUUCGAGAUAUCAAGGAGUUGCUUUGCAAAAGAUUGGCGGGUGGGGAGCUCAAAUGAAGCAGUUCAAUGGAAACAUGGGUUAUGACAAGGCAGUUACAAAAUGGAGUGGAAGGGAGGUUGCUUCCUUAAUUGAGCCUCAUGCAUCCUGGAUGAUUCCCGAGGCAGCUAAUGUUAAGCUGGAUCUCAGUUUGGGAAUCUCUCUUUCACUGGGAGAUGGUCCAAAGCAAAAAGAUAACGCUCCCCGGCUUCAUAAUGCCCCUAACAGUGUUAUGAUGGAGAACCACAUCAACAUGGCUGCAGCAACAUGUGAUACGCCUUUCAAUUUGUUAAAGAGAGGUUCAGACCACCUUAUCAACCGCCAUGUCCUCCAUCCUUCUGCUUUCUUUUCACCAAUGGAAAGAAGACCAGAUAAAGGUUUUAUGUUGCCUUCUCUUCAAAGCUUCUCAGCCAGGACAGAUGCCACAACAGCAGCAAUUGCAUCGCCUCUGUACUCAUCAAAUGCAGCAUCAUCAGGAUUCUCACCCUCAGCUACACGCCCCCCGCCUUCCUCAUCCACUGCUCCUACUCUUCAUCCUUCUCACCCCUUCCUCAAUCUGAAUAUACCCUGUUUCUAUGUCAUCCACCCAUCUGAUCACGCAUCUCAGCAGCACCUUCACCAUCUCAUGAAUCGCCCACAACCACCACCAUAAACGUAUACCUGCUUUCCUCCGCCGACAUCAAGGUUCUAAACAGCCCUGAGAGUUUGAAUAACUUGGACCCGACUGUGGAAGGCCAACCAACCAGCACCAAAAAUCUAUUUCACUUGUAUUUGCCAUUGUUUGUAACAUAGAGUGAAGAAGGCUCAUAACAAAAACAGAAACCAAAACCUAUUUGUCAUAUUUAUUAUAGAUUAAUAUAUGAUGAACAAA